Messenger RNA from Anneissia japonica, 663 nucleotides. RefSeq names its product kappa-type opioid receptor-like. NCBI's taxonomy places the organism in Eukaryota, Metazoa, Echinodermata, Crinoidea, Comatulida, Comatulidae. Gene Ontology annotation, molecular function: G protein-coupled receptor activity. Gene Ontology annotation, cellular component: membrane. Gene Ontology annotation, biological process: G protein-coupled receptor signaling pathway. The transcript has a single exon. The record is from RefSeq and is a predicted model, not a curated record. The annotation marks the transcript as partial.
AUGGAUAUACCUAGGAAUGGCACAGCUCACAUAAAAUUGCAAGAUCCCUUGGUGCUGGUCGUAGCUCGUUGGGUAUUGGCUAGUGUUAGUAUUAUUGCGAACUCCCUCGUCAUAUUUGUGUUCGUCUACAACAAGACUUACAAGAAGUCUUUGUCGCUCAAAUUACUUCUCCAUCAAGCAGUGAUUGAUUUGACCGGCUCUUUAAUGUUUUUGGUCUUCUAUAACAUUGAUGUUCCUGAUGGCACGGGUGGAACUAUAUUCUGUAAAAUGGGAUCUCUGUUGGCGUACAUAUCGUUAGCGUCAGCAUACAAUUUUGUUACGAUUACAGUUGAACGAUAUAUUGCUGUUGUCCAUCCAAUAAUAUAUCGCCAGAGAUCUUUGGGUGGGAAAAUGAAAUACCUGUCAUUCAGCAUCCCUUAUGUUUGCAGUGCAGUUUUAACGGUAGUUCACACUAUAUCUAUAGAUGUGGAUGCGAAUAUAGCAGCGUGUAUAGUUAAGGAAUUCAAUGCUGUUGCUGAAGUACUAUUAAUUAUUGCUGACUGGCUGAUACCAAUUUCUAUUAUGCUGUACUGUUACGUGCGAAUGCUUUUGAAAUUACACAAAACACGAGUAGUGAGUCAACAACCUUCGUCUGAAGUUCCAACCAGUAACGGCAGAAGAUAC